AAUACUAUCAUGAUGAUUGAGUAUUUAAGAACAGGCACAUCUAUUCCUAUAUCUCUCAACCACAAAACACUUCUAAUAUUAAAGAAUCGUUACUAUGACUUUCCUUAAGGAGAGCAAACACAAUGAUAAAUCCUCAAUCAAUAAACAAGAACUUGAUGAUCGAUCACAAAACACUAACAGCUAUGAAACUAUAAUCCCUGAAGAGGAUGAUGACAACAUAGGAGAAUGGUUGAGUUUAGGAAUCAAAGGAGACAUGUCUCUUGAAGUAGCUAAUCAAAACCCAGAUUUUCAAUCUCAAUCAUCAAAACCUGUUCAAAACAACAAGGUUUUUUCAUGCAACUUCUGCAUGAGAAAGUUUUACAGUUCACAGGCUUUAGGUGGUCACCAGAAUGCACACAAAAGAGAAAGAGAAGCUGCUAGAAGUUACCACCAAUCUCAUAGGAUGAUCACAUCAUCAAUGGCACUUGGAAUUGUCCAACCUCACUCUCUUGUGCACAAACAAAACAGAGAAAGCUCUGCUAUGGUAGCUCGAUUCGACGAUGCGAGUUCUGGAAUUGGAAUGACAUGGACACCCUUUGUUCUUGAAGAACAAGCUUUGAAUUUUGUAUGGCCCGGAAGCUUUCGGAUGGAUAAGCCAAAGCAAGAAUCAGAUAUGCCUAAGCUUGAUUUAGAUCUUCGGCUUUGAUACAUGUAAUUUUGUCCAACUUCAGAGUCCUUAGUGUUUUGUUUUUUAUAUUUUUAUGUUAUUGUUGCUUGCAAAGUUUUCAAUUGCAGGGUGGUUACGUUGCGAUUCUUGAUAUAUUUGUAGAGAAUUGCAGUUAAGUUGAUGUGGCCUCAAUCCCAAUUAUAUUGCAGGGACAUCAAAAUCACAGUCUCAAUAAUGGUUGUGCCUCGGUCUUAAUCCGAUCUUAAAAUGUUGGUUACUUGUACUAAUAGUAUACUAAAGAUACAAUAACUUUGAUAUUUGAACACUUCUAAUUUUCAUACAUUCAAUCAACACUUUACUUAUUUUAUUUAUUUUUUUCUUUCUUUAUCUUUCUUUCUAUCACAUCACCAAGAUGUCAAAGUUAUCACAUCAAUAUCUCUUAUUUUCUCUCUCUCAUGGUAUCAAAUAGAUAUUUGGGUCUCCACUAAACAAUCUCCGAGACACAACUAAAGUUGUAUUAAUUGUUUAAUUUGUUAUAGGAUAUUGUGAUGUCAAUGUCAAUAUGCAUUAUUGCAAUUUUUUACACUAAAA
This is a messenger RNA of Cicer arietinum (chickpea), 1237 nucleotides long. RefSeq names its product zinc finger protein 7-like. The record is from RefSeq and is a predicted model, not a curated record. NCBI's taxonomy places the organism in Eukaryota, Viridiplantae, Streptophyta, Magnoliopsida, Fabales, Fabaceae.